This is a messenger RNA of Rhinopithecus roxellana (golden snub-nosed monkey), 2977 nucleotides long. It is a transcript of the gene FAS, whose product is annotated as Fas cell surface death receptor. NCBI's taxonomy places the organism in Eukaryota, Metazoa, Chordata, Mammalia, Primates, Cercopithecidae. The record is from RefSeq and is a predicted model, not a curated record. Gene Ontology annotation, cellular component: membrane raft; external side of plasma membrane; CD95 death-inducing signaling complex. The transcript is spliced from 9 exons. Gene Ontology annotation, molecular function: protein binding; tumor necrosis factor receptor activity. Bases 588 to 1643 code for a protein of 351 amino acids. Gene Ontology annotation, biological process: immune response; motor neuron apoptotic process; activation-induced cell death of T cells.
GUCCCGAGGAUAGGCAAAGUGGGGCGGGCGCGGGACGCGUGCGGGAUUGCGGCUGCAGCGGCGCACGCGGGCACCUGGGAGCGGCGGGCUGCUGCCGGAGGUGUUGGAGACUGGCUCCCGGGGGCUGUUAGGAUCUUCCCUCCGGCCCGGGUGCUCAGAACGCUGGAGGACUCGCUUUUCUAGGGACUUGAUGCGAAGUGCUGACCCCGCGGAGCAGGCGGGGCAGCUCCGGUACUCCUCGGGGACCACUGUGCUCCACGUAGAGGUGGGCGUGGGGGGCGGACAGGAAUUGAAGCGGAAGUUUGGGAAGCUUUAGGGUCGCUGAAGGAGGACCCCGGUUGGAGAGAGGAGCGGAACUCCUGGACAAGCCCUGACAAGCCAAGCCAAGGAUCCGCCGCGGCGCUGGUGGGUGAGCGCGCGCCGCCCCGCGGGGGCGGGGAGAGAGCCUGCAGCCUUCAGAACAGAUAUUGCUCAUUUUCUGGCAGUUCUCAGACGUAGGAAAUAAGUCAGCCCCGAAGCAGUGGUUAAACCGGAGGGCUCGGAAGAACGGCACUGUUUCUUUCUCGAAAAAGUUAUAUAGGGGCUGAAUGAGUUUCUGGAGGCUUGUUUACCUUUUUUUAUUGUCACACAGAAAAAGAAACUGUCGUCUCCCUUCCGGGAAUUCUCUCCUUAACACUGUUCUUACCUCUGUUGCUACAUUAUUGUCCAAAUGUGUUAAUGCCCAAGUGACUGAUAUCAGCUCCAAUGGAUUUGAAUUGAGGAAGAUCGUUACUACAAUUGAGACUCAGAACUUGGAAGGCCUGCAUCACGAGGGCCAAUUCUGCCGUAACCCCUGUCCUCCAGGCAAAAGGAAAGCUAGGGACUGCACAGUCAAUGGGGAUGAACCAGACUGCGUGCCCUGCCAAGAAGGGAAGGAGUACACAGACAAAGACCAUUUUUCUUCCAAAUGCAGAAGAUGCAGAUUGUGUGACGAAGGACAUGGCUUAGAAGUGGAAAUAAACUGCACCCGGACCCAGAAUACCAAGUGCAGAUGUAAACCAAAUUUUUUUUGUAACUCUGCUGUAUGUGAACACUGUGACCCUUGCACCAAAUGUAAACAUGGAAUCAUCAAGGAAUGCACACUCACCAGCAACACCAAGUGCAAAGAGGAAGAUUCCAGAUCUAAUUUGCUGUGGUUGUGUCUUCUUCUUCUCCUAAUUCCACCAAUUGUUUAUGUGGUGAGAAAGAAAGCAUGCAGAAAGCACAGAAAGGAAAACCAAGGUCCUCAUGAAUCUACAACCUUAAAUCCUGAAACAGCAAUAAAUUUAUCUGAUGUUGACUUGAGUAAAUAUAUCACCACUAUCGCUGGAGGCAUGACACUAAGUCAAGUUAGAGACUUUGUUCGAAAGAAUGGUGUCAGUGAAGCCAAAAUAGAUGAGAUCAAGAAUGACAAUGUCCAAGACACAGCAGAACAAAAAGUUCAACUGCUUCGUAAUUGGUAUCAACUUCAUGGAAAGAAAGAUGCAUGUGACACAUUGAUUAAAGGUCUAAAAAUAGCCGAUCUUUGUACUCUUGCAGAGCAAAUUCACACUGUCAUCGUCAAUGACAUUACUAGUGACACAGAAAAUUCGAACUUCGGAAAUGAAGUCCAAAACUUGGUCUAGAGCAAAAAACAACAAAUUCAGUUCUGAGUAUAUGCAGUUAGUGUUUGAAAAGAUUCUUAAUAGCUGGCUGUAAAUACUGCUUGGUUUCUUACUGGGUACAUUUUAUCCUUUAUUAGCUCUGAAGAGCCAACAUAUUUAUAGAUUUUUAAUAUCUCAUGAUUCUUCCUCCAAGGAUGUUUAAAAUCUAGUUGGGAAGACAAAUGUCAUCAAGAGUAAAUGCAGUGGCAUGCUAAGUACCCAAAUAGGAGUGUAUGCAGAGGACAAAAGAUUAAGAUUAUCUUCUGGUAUCUAACAUAUGAUUCUGUAGUAUGAAUGUAAUCGGUGUAUAUUAGUAAAAAUGUCUAUCCACAGGCUAACCCCAUUCCAUGAAUCAACAGAAGAAGCUAUGACCUUCUGUUGAAAUGUCAGUUACUGAACAGGCCACUUUGCCUCUAAAUUACCUCUGAUCAUUCUAGAGAUUUUACCAUAUUUCUAAACUUUGUUUACAACUCUGAGAGGAUCAUAUUUAUGUAAAGUGUAUGUAUUCGAAUGAAGAAUUUAAAUAAGGCUCUACCUCAAAGAAUUUUGCACAGAUUAAUCGUAUCAUAGUAUACAAUAUUUCAAUUGUGAAUUCACAUAGAAAACAUUAAAUUAUGGUGUUUUACUAUUAUAUAUGUGUAUGCAUUUUACCGGCUCAAAACCACCUACUUCUUUCUCAGGUGUCAAAAGCAUUUUGAGCAGCAGAGUAUUGCUAGAGCUUUGCCACUUCUCCAUUUUCUCCUUGGUGCUCAUCUUAAUGGGCCAAUGUACCCCCAAACAUGGAAGUAUCAUCAAAAAAUUACUUAAUCCACCAAAAGGCAAGACUGCCCUUAGAAAUUCUAGCCUGGUUUGGAGAUACUAACUGCUCUCAGAGAAAGUAGCUUUGUGACAUGUCAUGAACCCAUGUCUGCAAUCAAAGAUGAUAAGGUAGAUUCUUAUUUUUCCCCCACUCCCCAAAAUGUUCAAUAAUGUCCCAUGUAAAACUUGCUACAAAUGGCAGCUUAUACAUAGCAAUGGUAAAAUCGUUAUCUGGAUUUAGGAAUUGCUCUUGUCAUGCCCUGUAGGUUCUUAGAUUUAAAAGCCUUCUCAUUGCUGCUAUCCUACAAUUAAAUACUUUUGAAAGUUUGUAUUAAAUGUGAAUUUUAAGAAAUAAUAUUUAUAUUUCUAUAAAUGUAAACUGUGAAGAGAGUUAAAAACUGAAGCAGAUACCUAGAACCACCUAAAGAACUUCCAUUUAUAGAGGAUUUUUUUUGCCCCUUGUGUUUGGAAUUAUAAAAUAUAGGUAAAAAUGCCUAAUUAUAGUAAUGUUUUUGGUA